AUGGCAUUCUCAAAUGAGAAUGAGAAAAAGCAAAACCACAACCAACAAGUCUUUGAAGUCAAGCAAUUUGCUCCAUCAGCCCUCUUUUGUUCUUACCAUAUGACAGAAAUGGCAGAGAAGCCAAGCAAUUUUUCUGUGAACUAGUCUUGAAGCUAUGCGAGAAGGAGAUGAACUAUGGCAUUGCUAUUCAUUGGCUGAGAGCAAGACUAUCCUUUGACCUGUUAAGAUCAGCAGUGUUAUGA
Messenger RNA from Pocillopora meandrina, 242 nucleotides. Lineage: Eukaryota; Metazoa; Cnidaria; Anthozoa; Scleractinia; Pocilloporidae. The record is from the annotation of a GenBank genome assembly.